Rubroshorea leprosula is the source of this 694-nucleotide messenger RNA. The record is from the annotation of a GenBank genome assembly. Lineage: Eukaryota; Viridiplantae; Streptophyta; Magnoliopsida; Malvales; Dipterocarpaceae.
UUUUCCAACUUUCAAUUUCUUAAGAGUUUCUGUGUCUCUUUCAAUUCUCAUUUUCUCAGGUAAAGGUAAUCUUCUUGCUCGAUUUCCUCUUGUAUUCUCUGUCAAAAUUAGUCUGGGUUUUAGAUCAUUUCCUUCUUUUCUUAGAUUUCGAUUCUGUUUUUGGUGAUUUUAGAUUCAUCAAACCUAAAUCAAGAUGUCGGGAAGAGGAAAGGGAGGCAAGGGAUUGGGAAAGGGCGGAGCAAAGCGUCACCGUAAGGUCCUCCGUGAUAACAUCCAAGGGAUUACCAAGCCGGCAAUUCGCCGUCUGGCUCGUAGGGGUGGUGUUAAGCGUAUCAGCGGCCUCAUCUACGAGGAGACUCGUGGUGUUCUCAAGAUCUUUCUGGAAAAUGUGAUUCGUGAUGCCGUGACUUAUACGGAGCACGCCAGGAGGAAGACCGUGACGGCGAUGGAUGUGGUGUACGCUCUUAAGAGGCAGGGCAGGACGUUGUACGGUUUUGGGGGUUAAGAUUAGGGUUUCGAUUGAGGCAACCAAGAUGGGGAAGUCUUGCUGUCAAGAAUGUUGGUUAGGAUCUGCGCAUGUAAUUAGGGAUUUCAGUUUCCGUAAUUCAAGCUUUUAAUUGGACUAUUAAUGAAAUUUCAAGCUCUUCGGUGUUUAAUGUUUUUCCAUUGGUCAAAAGAAAAAGAGUUAAUUGUU